Arvicanthis niloticus (Nile rat) is the source of this 645-nucleotide messenger RNA. RefSeq names its product fatty acid-binding protein 9. The record is from RefSeq and is a predicted model, not a curated record. NCBI's taxonomy places the organism in Eukaryota, Metazoa, Chordata, Mammalia, Rodentia, Muridae. Gene Ontology annotation, molecular function: lipid binding.
GCUUCAGGAAUGCCACGUGACAAAGAUGUUCUUCAAAAGCAGGGGCUGGCGGCAUAGUGAUGCCCACGCUCUUUAGUUUUCGGUUGUAGUGCCUGACCUGCCCAGAAAGCUGUGCACGAUGAUUGAGCCCUUCUUAGGCACCUGGAAACUGGUCUCCAGUGAAAACUUCGAGAAUUACGUGAGAGAACUCGGAGUGGAAUGUGAACCCCGGAAAGUUGCAUGCUUAAUAAAGCCAAGUGUUAGCAUUAGUUUCAAUGGAGAAAGGAUGGACAUCCAAGCAGGAAGUGCAUGCAGGAACACGGAGAUCUCCUUCAGGUUGGGGGAAGAAUUUGAAGAGACCACUGCAGACAACCGGAAAGUGAAGAGCCUUAUAACUUUUGAAGGUGGGUCAAUGAUCCAGGUCCAAAAAUGGCUUGGCAAACAGACAACAAUUAAAAGAAAAAUUGUGGAUGGAAAAAUGGUAGUGGAGUGCACCAUGAACAAUGUUGUCAGCACUAGGAUCUACGAAAGGGUGUAGCAGAAGGGUAGACACCAGCAAGACCUUGACCACCACAGAGCACUUGCUGCUGAAGAAAGCCAGCCCCAGGGACAGUGAUUUAAAACAUCACCAGCACAAUUUUUGCUCAAUAAAAGCACUAAUUGAAA